ACUUUUUUUUAAUCCGAUAAAUAUUUCAUUCAUUUAGACUUUAAAUAUUACAAAAUGUCGAAAAUUUCGAUUUUAUUAUAUCUAAGUGCGAUUAAUCUGAUCUUAAGCGACGGUAAGUUAAAAAUAUAUGGCCAGAGAUUUAGAAGAUGGGCUCAAAAUGGACUUUCAACAGGCUUAUGUAAGGAAGACCAGCAACCGAUUGUUGAAUAUUUUUCUUUUCAUGGCAAGCAAUAUCUUCUUUUUUCUCAACGAGUGACUUGGGAAGAAGCUCGUAUCCUUUGUACAAGUUAUGAUGCAAAAUUAGCAAUUUUGAAUGAUAUUGAAAAAGCAAAUGGAGUUGCUGAAGCAUUAGCAGAUUCGAAUAUAGCAACCGAAGACAUUUGGUUAGGAGCUAGAAGGCUAGAUGCAAUUUGGACUUGGAUCGACAACCAGGAAACAGCCUGGCGAAAAAAUAUUCUUUCAAUCGAACCAGACGUCGACAACUAUCCACCUUGGAGUAGAGAACCAACACGACCAACAAAAGAAUGUUUAGGAAUGGACAGAAAAUCGCACUCUUACCCCAACUUUGUUGAUCUCGAUUGUCGAUUGCUAAGACCAUUUAUCUGCGAAAAAAAAUCAGAAGAUUCUUUGAAAUCUCCAGUGCCUUCUAAAUGGAUUCAAAUUCAUAGAAGCACUUACACUCUUUAUCAUGGAAAAGUAACUUGGGAUGAAGCAGCAACUUUUUGUCGAAAACAGGGAGCGCGAUUAGCUAUUAUAAAAAACUUAAAUGUUAUUGAAAUUCUUACGAACAGUAUGACUAAAACUCGACCAGAUUUCGAAACUGUUUGGAUUGGAGCCCAUUUUUCAUAUGGACAGUGGAUUUGGAUGGCGACAGGUGCAAUUUUAAAUUCCAUAGCUGAAAAUGGAUUUCCACCUUGGCGUUCUGGACGGUCUCAAAAAAAUGAAGGAUGUCUUCUUUUGGACAGACAUUUAGGGGGCCAUAUAAAUUUUAUAGAAUCCAGCUGUGAUCGAAAACGUGACUUUGUUUGCGAAGAAUAUCCUCAAGAGGAACACGAUGACUGGCUGAAUGACCCCGUGAAAUUCUCUCAUGAAAAUAAAUCCUACAUUAUUUACUCUCUUGAAAGAACCUGGGAGGAAAGUAACGAUUUUUGUAAAGAAAGGGGCAGCGUUUUGGCUUACAUGGAAGACAUGAAUACUACAGAAUUGAUCAUUGAAGCGAUGGGUGAUCAUCCUAAAGCAAUCAGUCACGUUUGGAUCGGAGGAGUUUACAAUGCGAAUUUAAGUCAGUGGACAUGGAACCACAAUAAUCGCAGAAUACCUUCGGAAAAAGAUAGACUUGGUUUUCCACCCUGGACUAAUACUGAGGGCGAAUUUGAUUUCUACAAUGAGGCUUCAACGUGUCUUAAUUUGGACAGAAGUGAUCAUGUUAAAGCACAUUUAUACGGAUUGGAUUGCAGCAAUAAACAACCUUUCGUCUGCAAGAUAACUUGCAAUGUUCCUCCAGAAGUGAAAAAUGGAAACUGGACCUGUGAAUCAGACAUUUCCGGAAAUAAAUGCACCAUGGAAUGCAAGUCAGGAUUUAUCAUGAUGGGCCUUAAAAAUGCAACCUGUUCAAAUUAUGAAGGCUGGGCUAGUGCAAAUAAUUGGCUAGAAUUUCCAGUUUGCAUGAAACCGAGUGAAUACACCAAUCGCCUCGUGAGAUCCCUAGGAUACGAAGUGCAAAAAAUCGUAGGAUACUAUUUCAUUCUUGAUCACUGGAACGAAAAGAUGAAACAAUUAUCAAUUCAAUUUGCUGAACAACUUCUGACCAUUUUCCCAAUCAAUCGUCACUUAAAAAUGGGAAUGGCAAGUUAUAUUACAAAUCCCAGUUCUCAUUUAAAUUUUAAUCAAACCGAUAAUUGCCUGGCUUUACAAACAAUUCGUGGAAUGAAAAAUAAAAUCAGUGCAAAUGGUAUCAGUCACGAAAAUUCGACCGAUAGUUGGUUCAAGGAAAUUUCUGUGUACACGGGUCGAAAAACUCUUAUCGUCGCAAUAAUUGAUCGAUAUCAUGCAAAAAAACACGGAGAUGUCUGGCAACAAUUGAUAUCAGCUGGUCAUCGUGUUGCAAUAAUUGGUUCUAAGGAAGAUGGGGAGGUUCUCUUACCUUUGGUUACAGUUGGUCUCGAAAAAAAAGUAAAUUUGUUCCUUUUUGAUUCCGAAGAAUUCGAAAGUGUCAUCAAAGAAAUGAACAAAAUAAAGGGAACGAUCAGGUCCAAGUGUCCACAAAAUUUGGAAACACCCACUACAGAAAAUACUAAAAGUACAAUUUCUAGCGGAACUUUUGCGCAAACAGUGAAUAAAAAACCUGAAAUGAAUCCCAAUAUUUCUAAUUCAGGCCAAGUUCCUGACUUUCAGGAAAAUAUUGCGGAAAUGAAAACCAUUGCCGCUAAAACAAUAAUAUCCCCAACCGGGACUACAGGAAGUGUAACAAAAGCUCCUGAAACUACACUAAUUGAAGUUUCAACAGCCAAUUCUGAAAUUCCCAGUGAAAAAUCUGCGCUAAAUUCAAGCCCUAGAAAAGAAGUUCCAAAUAAAGAAUCAGCGAAUGAAGAGACGAAAACUCAACCCGAUAGCGAAUCAGUAAAUCUAUCUAAAGAGGAACAAAAUAAUCAAACAGAAGAUCAAUCAGAACAUGAACCACAAAUAUAUAGUACAAAUGAACAAAGUCAAAGUCAAUUGGAAGAAGAAGAGUGAAGUCUUAAGGAGAAAGGACUUAUUUCACCCAAUUCCACAAAUAAAAAAUUUCUAAACAAAAUAUCACUACAAUUUUGAACAAUUUCCAGCCUGUAAUUGAAAUGAUCAAGAAAUCUAGUACUGUAUUUUUCUUUGGCACUUUAUUAUAAUAAUGUAACAAAUUACGAAGUGUUAUUUAUGUACAGAUUACUACAGUAAUAUGGCGUAAUAAACUAUUAAUAUUAAUUGUUAAAAUGC
Molecule: messenger RNA, 2970 nt
Organism: Belonocnema kinseyi
Lineage: Eukaryota; Metazoa; Arthropoda; Insecta; Hymenoptera; Cynipidae
Exons: 16
Coding region: 55-2733 (892 amino acids)
Source: RefSeq, a predicted model, not a curated record